CUGCACAUCCCCUUCCCCACACCACGCCUCGCCUCCACGGCCCUCAAGGCCCUCCAAGUCGACCCCGAACUCUCGCCCCUCGUCCAGCGAACCCUCUCCACACAGACACAGACGCAGACGGGGGAAGACGCACAGGUCCUGCGGGUCGAGUACCGGGCCACGACGAACCGCAUGCUGCGCGUCGCCGUAAACUCCUUCAUGGAGGGCCUCAAGCUCGUCCUAGAGGUCAUGGAGCAGCUGGACGUGGACGUCCUGGCCGCGGAUGGGCAGAAGAGUUUAAUACAGUCUGCGUGA
Trichoderma reesei QM6a is the source of this 294-nucleotide messenger RNA. RefSeq lists its product as uncharacterized. The transcript has 2 exons. Lineage: Eukaryota; Fungi; Ascomycota; Sordariomycetes; Hypocreales; Hypocreaceae. Gene Ontology annotation, cellular component: EKC/KEOPS complex. The annotation marks the transcript as partial. The record is from RefSeq and is a predicted model, not a curated record.